Messenger RNA from Halichondria panicea, 1286 nucleotides. Its product is annotated as histone deacetylase 8-like. The record is from RefSeq and is a predicted model, not a curated record. Gene Ontology annotation, biological process: negative regulation of transcription by RNA polymerase II. The transcript is spliced from 6 exons. Gene Ontology annotation, molecular function: histone deacetylase activity. Gene Ontology annotation, cellular component: nucleus. NCBI's taxonomy places the organism in Eukaryota, Metazoa, Porifera, Demospongiae, Suberitida, Halichondriidae. The coding region runs from base 52 to 1233 and encodes 393 amino acids.
UAGAUUUUACCAACACAGGUUAGAGUUUAGAGAUAUGACGAUAUUUACCUGAUGGCUAUCUGCUCUGAAGUGCAACCAGUAGUCCUUAUCCGCUCACCAUCGCUCCUGCAAGCAUUCAACACUCACCCCAAGUACAAGGGCAGGGCUGAUUUGGUACUGUCAUUGAUUUCGGCGUAUGAUUUGGACAAAAAGCUCAGAGUUGUAGCCCCGCAGAAAACGGAAUGGAGAGACCUUUUGACCUUUCACAGCCAAGCAUACAUUGACUUCAUACGUAGCCAUGGUAACAGCGAGGAUGAUGAGCUGUCCCCCUCUCAGUUGGAGGAGGCAGACAUGUACGGACUCAAUUACGAUUGUCCUCUGUUUGAGGGUCUCCCACAUUUUGUCCUGGGCACAGCUGCUAGUAGUCUGACUGCGGCAGAGGUGGUGGUGCAAUCAGGGGGUGUGGCACUUAACUGGUACGGAGGUUGGCACCACGCCCACAGGGACGAGGCCAGUGGGUUCUGCUACGUCAAUGACAUUGUUCUCUGUCUACUCAAGUUGUUGGACCACUACGAGAGGGUGCUCUAUGUGGACAUGGACAUUCACCAUGGAGAUGGAGUGGAGGAGGCCUUUUACCAUUCCUCUCGAGUUAUGACUGUUUCCUUCCACAAACAUGCUCCAGGAUUCUUCCCAGGCAAGUGUCCCUCACCAGUCACAUUCAAUAACCUCUCAUUCAUAGGUAGUGGAGACAUGGCAAGUAUUGGCAGUGGACCAGGACAGUUCUUCACGGUCAAUGUGCCUCUAAAAGAUGGACUAACAGACAGAACAUUUCAUAAAGUAUUCACGAGAGUGCUCUCUGACGUUAAGAGCUGUUUCCAGCCCUCAGCUGUGGUGUUGCAAUGCGGUGCUGACAUGCUCAGUGGAGACCCAGUGGGGACGUUCUCUCUGACCCCGCAUGGGAUGAGUGACAAUGUGGACUACGUUCUGGCGUGGAAACUGCCGACUGUUUUGCUCGGAGGUGGAGGCUACAAUUUCCCAAAUACGGCUAAAUUCUGGGCCAUUUGUACUGGACUUGCGACAGGGCAGAAAUUGAUCAAUGAGAUUCCAGAACAUAGCCAUUACGAACAUUAUUCCCCGGACUUUGAACUUUUAGUAACCACUAGAAAUCGGCCUGACGAUAACACUAGCGAGUACAUUGAUGAGUUAUUGGAAACUAUAUCUGGCAAUUUCUCAAAUAUUUAUGAAUCAUCUUAGUUAUAAUUAUAAAAAUACCAUCUUUAUAAUUAUAACACCUCAUUUUCAAUACA